Molecule: messenger RNA, 826 nt
Organism: Pterocles gutturalis (yellow-throated sandgrouse)
Lineage: Eukaryota; Metazoa; Chordata; Aves; Pterocliformes; Pteroclidae
Gene: OPHN1
Product: oligophrenin 1
Exons: 9
Cellular component (GO): cytoplasm
Molecular function (GO): protein binding; GTPase activator activity
Source: RefSeq, a predicted model, not a curated record
GUACAAAAUGCUAGUGAUUUGCUGAUCAAACCUUUGGAAAACUUUCGGAAGGAGCAAAUAGGAUUCACUAAGGAAAGAAAGAAGAAGUUUGAGAAGGAUGGUGAGAAGUUUUAUUCUAUGCUGGAUCGACACUUGCAUUUGUCUUCCAAAAAGAAGGAAUCCCAGUUGCAGGAGGCUGACCUUCAGGUGGACAAAGAGAGACACAAUUUCUUUGAGUCCUCCCUCGAGUAUGUCUACCAGAUCCAGGAAGUACAGGAAAGCAAGAAAUUCAGCAUUGUUGAGCCGGUGCUGGCUUUUCUCCACAGCCUCUUUACUUACAACAACCUGACAGUUGAGCUCACGCAGGAUUUCCUCCCGUACAAACAGCAGCUCCAGCUCAGCCUGCAGAAUACAAGGAAUCAUUUUGACAGCACGCGGGAGGAGCUGGAAGACCUGAAGAAGAGGAUGAAGGAAGCGCCCCUGACCUGCAAGCUCCCCGGGCAGCCGACCAUUGAGGGCUAUCUGUACACCCAGGAGAAAUGGGCGCUGGGCAUCUCCUGGGUGAAAUAUUACUGCCAGUACGAAAAAGAGGCAAAAACCUUACGGAUGACGCCCAUGGACCAGAAGCCUGGAGCUAAGCAAGGCACCUUAGACCUGACUCUGAAAUCCUGCGUAAGGAGAAAGACCGACUCGAUAGACAAGAGGUUUUGUUUUGACAUUGAAACUAAUGAAAGGUCGGGGACCAUCACGCUGCAGGCGCUGUCAGAAGCCAAUCGCAGGCUGUGGAUGGAGGCCAUGGAUGGGAAGGAGCCGAUCUACCACAGUCCCAUCACGAAGCAGGAAGAAA